Molecule: messenger RNA, 1290 nt
Organism: Caenorhabditis briggsae
Lineage: Eukaryota; Metazoa; Nematoda; Chromadorea; Rhabditida; Rhabditidae
Exons: 10
Coding region: 1-1290 (429 amino acids)
Biological process (GO): intracellular signal transduction
Source: RefSeq, a predicted model, not a curated record
AUGGCAUUCUAUAAUGACCCAUUCAAUGAAGUCUCGUAUGUCGAAUUGAACAAAAGGCGACGCGGCGACGCGGCUCGACACGAAGGAGACAAAUUGGUGAAUCGAAUGAAUCGGCCCAAGGUCAAGAAGAUUUACAUCAAACGGAAUGGAGAGGAUAUUUACGAAAAACCGAAAUUGUUUGUAUGGAGGCAAUGGCAGUCUCCAAAGUUGGAACAACUUCUGGAAGAUGUGGGGCCAUACGUUGGGAUGGAUGAUGGUGCAUCUGCUAUUUACACUUUAGAAGGAGAAGAAAUCAUAGAUCCCGAUGAAAUCAAUGAUCUCGGCACCUAUUACAUUUCAGGAGACGAAUCGCUUAUGCUACCAGAACCAAAUGAUCGACGACGAUCCAGUGAUCCAGAUGUUAUGACUUCCCGAGGAGAGAACAAUCAUUCCAGAUACACUUCCCUUUCUGCUCCAGAAUAUUAUACUUCUAACUCUGUGAGGUCUACGUAUCCUGCAAAUUUGACCGUUCCCCCAACACCUCCACCUCGACCUUACACUUCUGUCCAAAAAACCAAAAAAGCAACGACAAAAGCAAGAGAAGUCGACAUGACCCAAUAUGAUUCAUAUUAUGACGAUGCACUUCAGGAUGUGAGAAAUAGAAGAGCCGCAUAUCAGCCUAGAAAUUUCGACACCACCAUGGAUUUCUUUGAAGGAAAUCCGCAUUCCAGUGAAUUCGACAACGAGGAAACCAUACGAAAAGACAAGCAGGCUCUGGAAAAACAUCGACAAAAAAUGGCAAACCAUUCAAGAAGAUUGAGCACCAUGAUAUUCAAUCGUAAGGAUCAAACUCAUCCCGACGUCUACCUUAUCUAUGUAUUCCUGAACGGACAAGGAAUGGAGUGCCAGUUUAUGAAUUUUCAAAGAAAGCAGUUGGAAAAAGGAAUGAACUAUGUUUUGGAGUUAAUUGCGCGACGAUAUAAUGUGAAUCCGGGAAAGUUGGUUGAUAUGGACGGAAGAAAAGUGUCAGAAGUAACGCAGUUGAUGUCCAGAGGUUCUUAUGUACUCAUACCUGUAGGACAGUCCUUCAGAGAUACUUGGUACUUUUUACCUGAUAAUGCGAUUGAUACGAGUUCAAACAAAGCUAUGGUAGAGGAAAGAAGUGCCCAACGUGAUCGUCUUCUUCAAAGACGACUGAAACAAGAAAAGAAAACGAAAAAAAGAAAAUCAUCUGAGCGGAGCAAAUCAGUCGGAGCGGCGUCGUCUACCAACCCGAAAAUAACAUUCAAUGGAGGGCGAAAUAAUCGUUGA